AUGGCGUCGCCAUUUUUGUUUCGUUACAAAUUUCAGAUUCAGGCCUCAAGUUCAACGAGAACGGGGAAGGCACAAACGGAAGUUUCCACAUAUUGUAAUAUUGGUCAGCCACCGUUAACACCGCCACCACCACGAAGGCCAACGUGCGUUCAAGCAAACCGUUGGCAUGCAGUCAGGAGAUUUGUGGGAGUUCGACAAAGGCUCUCGGGAAGAUGGGUAGCUGAAAUCAAGGACUCGUCUCAGCGUGUAAAGCUGUGGCUGGGAACUUACGAUACUCCCGAAGAGGCUUCUAGAGCUUACGAUGAAGCAGCUCGAGCUCUUCGUGGGGAAAAUGCCCGAACCAACUUUGCAGUUCCGGUUAACCAGAUCAACUCGAGCAUCAAGUCGGGUUCUGCUUCCCUUUGUAACGUGGGAGGGGCGCUGCAGCCGUCACAAUCUGAUGGGCGGCAUGGACUCAGCUUCUCUUCCUUAAAGGCUAGGUUGAGCAAAAACCUGCAGUGUAUCAUGGCAAGGACGAGUACUACUGAGAAUAUAAUAAGUCCUCGUCAAAAAGUAGGAUGA
Molecule: messenger RNA, 561 nt
Organism: Carya illinoinensis
Lineage: Eukaryota; Viridiplantae; Streptophyta; Magnoliopsida; Fagales; Juglandaceae
Product: ethylene-responsive transcription factor ERN1-like
Exons: 3
Coding region: 1-561 (186 amino acids)
Biological process (GO): regulation of DNA-templated transcription
Molecular function (GO): DNA binding; DNA-binding transcription factor activity
Source: RefSeq, a predicted model, not a curated record